AUGUCUGUUGCAGGCGAGAGUCUCCGUCGUUUAGGCGUGCAAGCGGCCGCGGCGACCGUGUCCUCUCACCAGCUGGGCGGCAUUGUCGACGCAGGAUGUGUCCGUGAUUAUAGUUUCCUAAUUGACCAGGCAUGGAUUUUCAUAUUUUCCUCCGCGAUGGAGUACAGUCAGUCAAUGUGGUGGCGGACAUCUCCGAGGUGUGGAUCGGCGGCUGGAACAACAGCGACCGGCUCCAUCUACGAGCCCGGCCUAGAAGACGUCAUUAAGCUGUGCCGCGGCCACAACCUAUUCUUCAACACCGACGUUGGCGAGGUGGAUAUCGUCUUCUUCUUCGUCAACACUGACACCGAGACCCUCGGCCUCGGCGCCGACAAGGCCGCGCAUCUCCUCCGUGGACGCCAUCUCUGCAACGUCAUCGAGGUGGCCUACUCCAUUGGCAAGGACUCGCACAUCGGCCCGCGCUUGCUCUCUGCUAGCGUCGGCUUACGGGGCUCGUGCUUCCCGCCGGCCAUCGACGUGUGCCGGGGUCUGCUCGAAAACGAGGCCGUAGUCAGCAUCUACGACUCGCAGGUGACCAAGGAGCAGGUGCGGCGCGACCUCGCCAUGGACAAGUUUGACUGGAACCACCCACGCCACCUGCAGCCGAAGCCGGCUUAUGUCUUCGACGGCCGCAACAUCGUUGACCUGGAGAAGCUCCAAGACGUCGGAUUCAUCUUCUACGGCAUUGGCAAGCUGCUUGACCAGUGA
Messenger RNA from Triticum dicoccoides, 747 nucleotides. Its product is annotated as UDP-glucose 6-dehydrogenase 4-like. Gene Ontology annotation, cellular component: nucleus. Gene Ontology annotation, molecular function: UDP-glucose 6-dehydrogenase activity. The transcript has 6 exons. The record is from RefSeq and is a predicted model, not a curated record. Gene Ontology annotation, biological process: glycosaminoglycan biosynthetic process. The coding region runs from base 1 to 747 and encodes 248 amino acids. Lineage: Eukaryota; Viridiplantae; Streptophyta; Magnoliopsida; Poales; Poaceae.